Hippocampus comes (tiger tail seahorse) is the source of this 2476-nucleotide messenger RNA. RefSeq names its product MAGUK p55 scaffold protein 1 (gene mpp1). The coding region runs from base 16 to 1482 and encodes 488 amino acids. The record is from RefSeq and is a predicted model, not a curated record. Gene Ontology annotation, molecular function: protein binding. NCBI's taxonomy places the organism in Eukaryota, Metazoa, Chordata, Actinopteri, Syngnathiformes, Syngnathidae. The transcript has 13 exons.
AAUGCACGUGUGUUAAUGGUUGUGGAGUCUUGCACUGCGUCAUAUAGAACGAUCUGCUGUUCGAACAACAAACAAAUUGAGAUGACGCUAAAAUCCAAUAAAAACGAACCUACUGUCAUAUUGGAGCCCGUGGACUCCGUCCGGACAGCCCUCUCCGAUCUCUACCUAGAGCAGCUUCUGCAAAACAAACCAACGACUGACAAGGUAGCCAUGCAAACCUUUGAGAAUAAAGGUGCGGAGGUUUAUACCAAUGGAAGUGCCAAAUAUGCGAAUGGCACUGAGCUGACCAAAAUGAAAGAAGUCAUGUUUGAAAAAAAUCCCUCGGAGCCAAUGGGAGUCACUCUGAAAAUGAAUGACAAGCAAAGGUGCACAGUGGCAAGAAUCUUGCACGGAGGAUUUAUACACAGACAAGGAUCCCUGCACGAAGGGGAUGAGAUAGCAGAAAUCAAUGGGAAAAGUGUGACCAACCAAACAGUCGAUCAGCUGCAAAAGAUUUUGAAAGAAACAAACGGAAUAGUCACAAUGAAGAUUGUUUCCAACCAAAAAAGUCGCUCCAAAGCUUGUGAGACGUACAUGAGGGCCCAAUUUAACUACGACCCCUCCACCGAUGAACUCAUCCCGUGCAAAGAGGCCGGGCUACGUUUUCAAACUGGUGACAUCAUCCAAAUCAUCAACAAGCAGGAUCCCAACUGGUGGCAGGGUACAGUAGAGAGCAGUGCUGCCAACUUCGCUGGACUAAUACCGUCGCCGGAGCUCCAGGAAUGGAGAGUGGCAAGUAAAAGCAAAGCCAAAGACAGUCAGUCCUGGAGCCCAUUCGGAAAGAAAAAGAAGUGCAAAGACAAGUACCUGGCUAAGCACAGCUCAAUUUUUGACCAGUUGGAUGUGAUUUCUUACGAGGAGGUUGUCCGGCUCCCUGCUUUCAAACGGAAAACUUUGGUGCUCAUUGGUGCACCUGGUGUAGGCAGGAGUCACAUUAAAAAUUCAUUGCUGAAAAAAUAUCCAGAGAAAUUUUCUUAUCCUGUUCCACACACCACCAGAACGCAACGGAAGGAUGAGGAGAAUGGGCAGGAAUAUUAUUUCAUCUCCAACGACGCCAUGACAAAGUGCAUCUCAGAAAAUGCGCUGCUUGAGUACGGCAGCUUCCAGGGAAAUAUGUUUGGCACCAAAAUUGAUACCAUCCAGAAGAUCCACGAGCAGGGCAAAAUUGCACUGCUGGAUGUAGAACCACAGACGUUGAAGGUUUUGCGGACUGCUGAUUUUGCUCCUCUUAUGGUCUUCAUUGCACCCACCAACACGGCUACUCAGACGGAAAAUCUGACAAUGAUCCAGAAGGAGUCCGACGCCAUCCUGAUGGCCUACAGACACUUCUUUGAUCUGAUCAUUGUCAACAACGAUGUUGACGAGAGUGUGAAAGUCGUGGAAGAAACCUUGGAGCAGGUCACCUCCACUCCGCAGUGGGUGCCUGUCUCGUGGGUGUACUGAUCGAUGUUAGACUCCAGCGUGAUAUCUUAGUUUUUUUUUUUUUUAAAGCAGUGCAAUAUCACUUCUUACACAAAACCUCUGAGUUAGUGAUAUCCCAAGUCUGACUGGGGUUUAUUUUUGGUUAAUGUUUAUUGUCAGAAAUUCCUUUUUUGCAUGUGUGCGCGUUUAAAAUAAAGCAAUAUUUAGAAAGAUUUAUAUCAGAAAACUGAGAACUUCACCAGGAAUGUUGAUGAUUCAAUCGGUUAUUUGUGUUUUAGGCUUUUGAGGAAGCUUUUGUUGCCAUACAACUGUGAUUGUUGUAUUGUGGUUGAAUACAAAAUAGGACCGUAACUGUGAAAGAAGUCCACCCUUUUCAAAUCAUUGGAUUUAAUAUUACAUCCUAACAUCAUAAUGUCUUCAGUUAUCACAACAGGACAUGAUUAUGUUUGUUCAGCCGCGCAUGUAACUUUUGACUCCAAACCAUUUCAGUCAAUAAGAACUUGACCUGUCAAAACGGUCACAUCAAAAUGUAUACCUCGUAGGCAGUUUAGAGGCACUUUUACAAAUAUUAAAUUUCUCAGCUCUGUUGCAACUGCUUGUUUGAUUUUAUUGAAUGUUGAAACACUGACCAGGAACCUUCAACAUGCCAAAUGUAAUACUGUACAUCCAUGAUCUGAGGUCAAUGGUGAUAAAAAUCAUUUUAAGAGCACAGUUGAUUAGCAUUCAGACUUUCAGAAGUCAUCAUUUCCCUGUUUUGAUUCAACGUCUGUAUUUCAAAGUUGUGAAACACAAAAUAAGGUUCACACAUGGUACAGUACUUUUUUUUUUUUCAUCUGCUACACUUUUAGCUAAUUGAUGUAGUUAUGGUAAUAUACAAUGUCCAGUAUUUUCUUGAUCAAUUCCAUUUUGUGUCAGUAUGUUUUCUAUUACAUUUGUGCGAUAUCGCUACUUGUCCAAUACUUUUCUGGGGAUUUGGAAUUUGGUGUCAUGUAUUUAAAAUUAAUUUGCUUGAUUA